Messenger RNA from Abrus precatorius (Indian licorice), 2408 nucleotides. RefSeq names its product phosphoglycerate kinase-like. NCBI's taxonomy places the organism in Eukaryota, Viridiplantae, Streptophyta, Magnoliopsida, Fabales, Fabaceae. The record is from RefSeq and is a predicted model, not a curated record. Bases 276 to 2288 code for a protein of 670 amino acids. Gene Ontology annotation, molecular function: phosphoglycerate kinase activity; tRNA (guanine(46)-N7)-methyltransferase activity; ATP binding. Gene Ontology annotation, biological process: glycolytic process; gluconeogenesis; tRNA modification. The transcript is spliced from 14 exons. Gene Ontology annotation, cellular component: cytosol.
CUCGUUUCUUUCUUCUUGUUCCUGUUAUGCUAUGUUGAUGUUAACAAGAGAAACGAAUGACAACGUUGGAAAGAUAGAAAUUUGUCUCCAACCCACAACCCAAUUUUCACUUGGCUUAUUUAACUUAGAAUAUUUUUCUCACCUUUCUACUAUACUCUAAUUUCCUCAAAUGUAGAGUAGUCUUUUUUUCAUUUUUAUUUUUUUAAGUUCAAGGUGUCCAAAUGUUAUUAAAUUAAAUUUUCAACUCAUUUGUUAUUUUCAGUCUUGGGAAAUUGAUGGGUCACCUUCUGAAUCUUCUCCAUGGAACUGUCUUCUUAAACAGUUUGUGUUUUAAUGACUGCCCCAAGUUGGUUAGACAAAAAACAUGUUCUUAUACUGAAAAUUUUUCCAAAUUUCAGAGAUAUAACGGUGCCCCAUAUGCGUUGCAAGGCAAUGGGGAGUUAGCAACUCAUGUUGCAAGCUCAUUUAACCGUAAGAUUUACAUUAGUAAUGGAGGAGAGUUGAAUGGUAUUCCUCAUAUACAAACUCUUAGAGAAUUUCCUAGGGAGGAGCUUUUUGGAAAAGUUAUCAUGGUCAGAUUUGAUUCUAGCAUAUUGCUCAAGCAAGAGUGCAUUGAGGAGACUCAACCAGCUUUUAAUGCAGUAUAUACUGUUAAAUAUUUACAUGAAGCCGGAGCAAAGGUCAUUCUGGUCAGUGAUUGGAAUAUGAAUACUCCAGAACUUCACAUAAAUUCAGUCGCAGAUUUCUUAUCAGCAGUUCUUCAAAUACAAGUUGUUCCACUGCAAGGAAUUUCUUGUAACAAGCUAUCAAAGAUGAAUGGCAUUGAGAAGGAGAAUAUCCAUCUUCUCCAGAAUCUCUCUAAUAUUAAAGAGGAAGUUGCUAAUUGUUUCCAGUUUUCCAGAGUAUUAUCAUCAGGAGUUGAUAUCUUUGUCAAUGACUCAUUCUCCAACUCUCAUAAAGUUCUAGCAUCUACUGUUGGUGUUACCCGUUUCUGCUAUGCCUGUAUAUCUGGUUUUCACUUUGAGGAGAGGCUUUAUGUACUGAAGAAACUUGCAGAAGCCAGCAGGAAGCCAUAUGUAGCAAUUAUUGGAGGGGGUAAUCUAUAUGAUAAAGCAGCUUCCUUUCAGUUUUUAGCUUCCAGAUGCCAAGGGUUUGUUUUUGUUGGAAUGAUGUCAUUUCAAAUAAUGCAUGCAUUAGGAGUAUCAGUCCCUCGUAAUUUGGUGGACCAUAAGGUAUUUAAUGAAGCUCUAGAUAUAGUGAGACUUGCUCGAGAUAGAAAUGUGCAGAUUCUGUAUCCAAAAGAUUUUUGGUGCAGGAAUAAAUGUGAUCCAAUGCGAUUGCAAGUAUUUCCUUCUCAUGGAAUUUUGGAUGGUUGGGUACCUGUUGACCUUGGACCAGUAUCAUUGGAUGAAAUGGGUUCUAUGCUUAGAAAUUGUAAGAAAAUAAUUUGGAUUGGUCCAGUAAAAUUUGUUGAUUCAAGUAAAUACACAAAUGCAGCAUCUAAAAUAGCAAAAAUCCUUUAUCAACUAAGCCAAAGCAACUGUGAAAUAACUGUUGUUGGGACUAUGGCAUGCAAAAUGGUGAGACAGGAAAAAAGUUCGUUGUCCUUCAUAAAUAUGAUUGAGAAUGCUUCAGUUGUAUGGGAAUUUCUCAAAGGAAGAAAUCUCCCUGGUGUUAUGGCUGUCGACAGGGGAUACCCUUUUGAAAUCAACUGGAACAGCAUUUAUUCUAACCCAGCUCAAUCUCUGGUUGUUGAUAUAGGAAGUGGCAACGGGCUGUUUCUUUUUGAAAUGGCUAGAAGGAGGAAAGAUUUAAACUUCCUUGGUUUGGAGAUCAAUGAAAAGCUUGUUUUGCGCUGUCUGGACUCUAUUCAUCAGUCUGGCAUAAAAAAUGGGUACUUUUUUGCUACAAAUGCAACAUCAACAUUUCGUUCUAUUGUUUCUACUUACCCAGGAGAGUUAGUUCUUGUCUCUAUACAGUGUCCGAACCCUGAUUUCAAUAAACCUGAGCAUAGAUGGAGGAUGUUGCAGAGAUCUUUAAUUGAAGCAGUGGUGGAUCUUCUAGCAUCUAAUGGAAAGGUCUUCUUGCAAUCUGAUGUAGAAGCUGUAGCAAUAAGAAUGAAAGAACUAUUUUUGAGAUAUGGAAAAGGUAAGCUUGAUUUGGUGCAUGGCCAAAGUGAUUGGCUUGAGGAAAACCCAUUUGGAGUUAGGUCAGAUUGGGAAAAACAUGUUUUAGAGCGUGGGGCCCCUAUGUACCGGAUGAUGUUUUCUAAAUCACCUGAUGUUUAGGGAAGUUUUGAGUUGCUAAUGAUGUGAUCCAGAAAUCUGGCUAAUGCAUGUUGUUAAUGGAUCAACCCUCCAAAGGGUUACUCUUUUUGCAGAAUCUAUAUCACACACCCAAUGAUUUCU